AUGUCUACCCAAACGCGGGUUGUCUCCGUCCAGCGACUCAGCCAAGGGCCUGGCGAUUUGUCUUUGAGGGAAUGGUGGGAGAAAGAGCGCGGCCAGCAAACGCCUGAGUCCAAGGCCAUCGAAGAAGCCGCCGAACUCCUCCGAUCAAGUGACCUCCCCGUUGCUUUUCCUACCGAGACGGUUUAUGGUCUUGGGGCCGAUGCCACACGCAGCGCCUCUGUUCAAGGGAUCUACCGCGCGAAACAGCGGCCCUCGGACAAUCCAUUAAUCGUUCAUGUUGAUUCACUUGACAUGCUUGAGCGUCUGCUCAACCCUACUCUCCAAUCUCGCCCUAAUAGCACCAAGACGCCAGAAAUCUCUCUCCCAUCAAUUUAUAAACCUCUGAUUGACAGAUUCUGGCCCGGCGCACUAACAAUCAUUCUACCUAAUUCGUCCGGCUCCCCACUGGCACCAGAGGUCACUUCUAAAUUGACUACAUUCGGCGUCCGCAUGCCCUCUUCUCCGUUGGCGCGUCUACUCAUCCAUGUGACAGACCGGCCUCUCGCCGCACCAUCUGCAAAUGCAUCUACCAAGCCAUCCCCAACAACCGCACAGCAUGUAUAUCACGACCUUCAGGGUCGCAUCGAGCUGAUCCUUGAUGGCGGUCCAUCCGGAGUGGGGGUCGAAAGCACGGUGGUCGAUGGACUAUGCGACCCACCGGCGAUCCUGCGACCCGGCGGAAUUGGGAUUGAGGAGAUUCGGAAAUGCGAAGGGUGGGAAAACGUGGCCGUUGGCUACAAAGACGGCACAUUAGACGUGAAGGAAAUUCCACGAGCACCGGGCAUGAAGUACCGACACUACUCCCCCAAAGCACGGGUUGUUCUUUUCGAACCGACGUCCAACCCCGCCGGGGUGGUGAAGCACGUGCAACAUGAUCUGAAAGAUAGCGCCAUUGGCGCACACAAUAUCGGUAUUAUCCGCACACGGAAAUGGAAGCUGGGCUUGGAGCUGGCUCCAGAAGAGGUCAUCGCCAGUACCUUGAAUCCCGUUCCUUCUGCCAUUGAGAACCUUGUCAGCUUCCAGAUCACUGUCCAAGAGAAUGGAAACCCAGAAAGCUGCACGAAGAUGGCUUAUGAUUACCAUCUUGGCUCAGAUGCGGUUUCCAUUGCUCAUGGUCUCUUUGCCGCCUUGCGCGGGCUGGAUGAACUUGAUGUCGACGUGAUCUACGUGGAAGGUGUGUCUGAUAGUGAAGGAGAUCUGGCUGCAGCGGUCAUGAACCGAUUGCGAAAAGCUGCUGGUGCUGAAUUGCGGGUUUAG
This is a messenger RNA of Penicillium paradoxum, 1296 nucleotides long. RefSeq names its product L-threonylcarbamoyladenylate synthase. Gene Ontology annotation, biological process: regulation of translational fidelity. NCBI's taxonomy places the organism in Eukaryota, Fungi, Ascomycota, Eurotiomycetes, Eurotiales, Aspergillaceae. The transcript has a single exon. Gene Ontology annotation, molecular function: double-stranded RNA binding; tRNA binding; nucleotidyltransferase activity. Gene Ontology annotation, cellular component: cytoplasm. The coding region runs from base 1 to 1296 and encodes 431 amino acids. The record is from RefSeq and is a predicted model, not a curated record.